GUAAGUGACAGAUCCUCGCAUUAAAGCAAUAAGAUUGCAUGUUACCAAAUUCGUGUACAUCGAAUCGAGUCAAGCACGACCUGGUCGUACGAUGCAAGUAGGACUACUUCAAGUCCUGUUUGGGAGAACGGUCUUUUUGUCGUUAAUAUGGCUGGUUUCAACGACACGUAAUAUAGGAACUAUUUUACUUGAUAGUCUCGAGACCGAAACACUUGCAGGCAAAGGUUUUCAAAUUUGCUGGUGGUCCUCCAAUGUCCGAAGCCAGCUUAGCAGCUUAGGUGAAAACUGGCAGGAGAAUAGUGAAGGAGACCGCUGGUUUGCUAAUGAGUCUGAGCAGCAAUGAGGAAGUGAUCGACCAGAACUUGUACGGGCUAGAAGUUCUAGAAAAGUUCUAACCUGUGUAGUGACAUGAAAUAUUUGUGCUCGUCUCCACCCUAUUAUCCCCGC
Molecule: messenger RNA, 447 nt
Organism: Truncatella angustata
Lineage: Eukaryota; Fungi; Ascomycota; Sordariomycetes; Amphisphaeriales; Sporocadaceae
Exons: 1
Coding region: 92-343 (83 amino acids)
Source: RefSeq, a predicted model, not a curated record